This is a messenger RNA of Drepanopeziza brunnea f. sp. 'multigermtubi' MB_m1, 1413 nucleotides long. RefSeq lists its product as uncharacterized. NCBI's taxonomy places the organism in Eukaryota, Fungi, Ascomycota, Leotiomycetes, Helotiales, Drepanopezizaceae. The record is from RefSeq and is a predicted model, not a curated record.
AUGUGCGUCAAGGAAUUCCUGGGCUACAACUGUGGGCACUGCUCCUUCCCCUACCUCCGCAAGUGCCCCAUUACCUCGCAAAAUGAUAGCUACCCAGCCUGCCACUUCCCAGCAGAGCGCCCCAUCUACACCAACGAGAACUGCCACUCGUGCGCUCGUGUCGUCUGGAACUCGCGCGUCCUGAAGGAGGAGGAGGAGCACCGUGCCCGUCACUACAUGGGCGAGUGUGACUGCCCGGUGAUCUUCGAUACAGAGGAUAGAGAGAGACGUCCGAGACCUCGUCCAGCCAAGGGAAAGGGGAGAAGCAAAGAGGUGUUACGUGGAGAGGACCACUUCAGCGAUGGGUGGCGCGAGGGCAAUGAUAACGGCGGCUAUGGUGAUCAUCACCCCGAGGGCGGAAGCGAGGACAGAGCCACUCUUGGAUACAGUACUGAGCCUAGCGGUCCCCAAGUCCCCUAUUUGAGUGGCAAUCCCCUCGUCGCUAGCAACCAAGGCUUCAGUACCGAUGCUGGCACCAACAACCAGUUCACGUGGCCAAGCCGUCACCUCCCCGACCAAGACCGCUCAGCCAUCGAGCACUUCCACCGAGGCGACGGCUUCCCUCCCGAAGGCUCACUCUCCAAAGACGCAACCUGGUUCGGACAGACAGUCAUGAAUCAGCCCGGUGCCGGCAUGAAGUGGUACCCCGAACACAACACCAACAUGCCCGUGCUGCCCCCGUUUCCCACCGGUCCACCACCAGCACCAGCACCACCACCCCCACCACCAGCACCGGCAACCACUCCUCCCUCUCGCAAGAACACCAUGGCUGCUGCUCGACGCGGCUCCCCAACCACCCAUGUGAAGAACACCAAGGCCCACGCAGCUGGAGUCUACGCCGCCAGAGUGCAAGCUGGCAAGAUCCAACAAAACGAGCAGUCGACAGCUCACAAGUAUGCCGCUCAGCCUACCCCGGUCCCGGUCCACAAUGAAUUCCAUACGGGGGAGCUCCGAGGAGUACAAGCUCACCUGCAAACACCAAAGCAGCACACCAGAUCCCCUACUCGCAAGACAAUGACCUCUCCCACACGCGUUCCUUCGGGUAUCGUCGUCGAUGUUCAUAUCCCUCGUGCACAAGCUCACCUGCAAACACCCAAGCAGCACACCAGAUCCCCUACUCACAAGACAAUGACACCUCCCACACGCGUUCCUUCGGCUAUCGUCGUCGAUGUUCAUAUCCCUCGUGCACCAAGACAUUGGCAGAAGAAGGCCAUGUCAGAGGGAAGCGAUCCCCAUCAACUUCUCCUCACACCACUGGAUACUUCAGUCAGUAUUGAGACCAUCCUUGCUCAUGAGGCCAGCAAGAAGGUUGGAAGUGUCCAAGAGGCUCCUACCAUCGCCAGCAGUGGCAUGGCUGAUUCCAUGUCGAAGUAG